Miscanthus lutarioriparius is the source of this 435-nucleotide messenger RNA. The record is from the annotation of a GenBank genome assembly. NCBI's taxonomy places the organism in Eukaryota, Viridiplantae, Streptophyta, Magnoliopsida, Poales, Poaceae.
AUGGAGAGGUGCAGCGCCAAGGAUCUGGAAAAGAUGAAAGCCGCAGAUGCCAUCGCGGCGAAGGAAGAGAUGAAGGCCACAUACUUCGUUGUUGCAUACAAGCGUCUUCCAAAAAGGGAGAUCGAGUUCAUUCUGGCCCAUGCUCCACCACCAAAGAGGAUCUGGACCGUGAGGCCGCCGAGCACAAGCAGGCAGAGGAGAGCUUCACCAGGUUCUAGGACCAGGUGCGCCGCGAGUACGAAGGCCACCGGCUUUUUCAAGGUCGACGACGACUACAUCGCCGAUAGGGUGAAGAAAGAGAAAAUGAUCCACGAAGCAUGGUCCACCAUGUUUGAUGAUUCCGAUCUACAAGAGCUUGUUUUUGGUUACCAGUCGGAUUCUGAUGACCUCGAGGAUGAUAUGAAUGAUGUGAAUUCCAGUGCCACAGACACUUGA